Mesorhabditis belari is the source of this 441-nucleotide messenger RNA. The record is from the annotation of a GenBank genome assembly. NCBI's taxonomy places the organism in Eukaryota, Metazoa, Nematoda, Chromadorea, Rhabditida, Rhabditidae.
AUGCUUACUAUUUUGCUCUCGUUCAUCGUUUCAGAUAUCAACGCCUUGGUGAUCGGUGGUGGUGCCUCGCCAAACACUUGCCAGCCAUGCCUCGAUGCACAGAGUCAAUGGAUGAGUUGGGGAGCAUGGAGUACUUGUCAAAGGAAUCCAUAUGGAGUUGAUUCGCAAACGAGGACCCGGCAAUGCUCGGGUUCGGGUGUCGAGGAGCCGCCGAUGAGUCGAGACAGUGCCAAGUCUAUCGAGAGCCGACUCCAGAAUGGAAUCAAUGGGGAUCAUGGAGCAGUUGCAGCAAGUCAUGCGGUGGUGGAGUUCAACAUUGUUGCUCGUGGACCCAAUGGUCAGAGUGGUCAGCUUGUUCGGUGUCUUGCGGAAACGGGAUUCAGACGAGAAAUCGCGGCUGCAGUUGCGCUGACAACUCGUGCCCCGGCUCAUCGAUUGAUG